Messenger RNA from Paraglomus brasilianum, 461 nucleotides. The record is from the annotation of a GenBank genome assembly. Lineage: Eukaryota; Fungi; Glomeromycota; Glomeromycetes; Paraglomerales; Paraglomeraceae.
CUGUGGACCAUCGUGUAGAAUGGGAAUCAAGUUACAAGCGUUCUUAUGCUUGGCUAUCUGCUCAAAUUAAAGAUGCCAAACUUGAACAAGAAGUACAUGAAUUCGCUAAGACUUACAUUAUCGAGAGAUACCAAGUUGACGAUGAAUUGAUUAAAGCCGAUGCUUCAUUCGAAGAAUCAUUAAGUAAGACAUCUGUCGUCGAGGCUUUUGAUUCUCUUACCAGAAAUAUAUUCAGUGUGAAGGCCAAAGAAAAGGAAACCGAAGUGAAGAAAACUGAAGUGAAGAAAACCGAAGUGAAGGAAACCGAAGUGAAGAAAACUGAAGCGAAGAAAACCGAAGUAAAGGAAACCGAAGUGAAGAAAACUGAAGCGAAGAAAACCGAAGCGAAGAAAACUGAAGUAAAAGAUACUGUAACUAAAACAACUGAAGUGAAGAAAGCCGAAGAGAAGAAAAUCGUUCAA